GGCUAGGUUGAAUUGACCUUGCCCAUAAAAGAAUUCAAGACUUGAGACUGGCGUGUUGCGGUGCAGUGUUCCUUUAAAGGCGGUGCACUCUGCAGUGUCGUCAUUGCGCAGAACACUUUUGAACCAAAAAGCGGAGUGACCUUCCUUCGCUCUCAGUCUGAGAGGGGCAGCAGUCAAGCGAGAAGCCGGCCACAGCUCACGAAGCCCCCAUUCCCCUCACUGCUCAAACCUCAGAAAUGAACAACAACCUGGUCGGCGAUGAAGUCGGAAAAUUAUUUGUUGGUGGCCUAGACUGGAGCACCACACAAGAAACCCUUAGAAACUACUUUUCACAAUAUGGGGAAGUCGUGGAUUGUGUUAUAAUGAAGGACAAAACAACAAAUCAGUCGCGAGGCUUUGGUUUUGUCAAAUUCAAAGACCCCAAUUGUGUACGGACAGUGCUGGAGACAAAGCCGCAUAAUUUAGACGGCAGAAAUAUUGACCCGAAGCCAUGCACUCCCCGAGGAAUGCAACCUGAAAAGUCUCGAACUAAGGAAGGCUGGGGCAGCAAAGCCGAUAGCAAUAAAUCAAAGAAGAUAUUUGUAGGUGGAAUCCCCCAUAACUGUGGCGAGCCUGAACUCAGGGACUAUUUCAAUAGGUUCGGAGUGGUCACAGAGGUGGUAAUGAUCUAUGAUGCGGAGAAGCAGAGGCCCCGAGGUUUUGGAUUUAUUACUUUCGAGGCCGAACAAUCAGUGGACCAGGCUGUCAACAUGCAUUUUCACGACAUCAUGGGCAAAAAAGUUGAAGUAAAGAAGGCAGAACCGCGUGACAAUAAACCACCUGGCCAGCUAGCCCCAGGGCAGUGGGCACCCAGGACCAUCUUGAGUACUGCUAACGGUUGGCCAGCACAGCCUGCCCAGGGUUGGCAACAGCCUUAUGGGCCACAGGGCAUUUGGGUUUCCACUACUGGUCAACCUAUAGGUGGAUAUGGACCUCCAUUAACAGCAGGCCGGGGAACCCCCACACAGCCUCCUUCGCCUUUUAGUGCAUUCCUGGUGACUACCCCAGCUGGUAGCUUUGCUGCACCUCAGGCCUACCCUCCACAGGGCUUCAGCACAGCACCUCAGUUUGGUUACAGUUUUGGCACUCCUCAAGCGGAACAGUAUAUUCAGCAGGUUCCUCCUCCACCAACUACUCCAGGAACUGCAACGUUGGGCUUUGCUCCCACCACUACACCAACUCAGGACUUGAGCAAAGCUUCCUCUGGACAGCCUGACUUUCCGUAUAGCCAGUAUGGCUUGGGUAACUACCCUCAGGACCCCUCUGCCUACGGACCAACGCGUCCUCACACUUAUGGUCAGGAUUAUCAGGGAGGAUGUAGAUCAGGCUACGCUCAGGACCUGAGUGCGUACAGCCACACCUUUGCAGACCCGUGUCAGACAACAGCCUCAUAUGGCUCAGCACAGCACCCCACGGCUCCACAGUCAGCUGCCAGCGCGUUUGGGAGGGGGCAGAACCACAACGUACAAGGAUUCCACCCGUAUCGACGUUGACUGUAACUUUGGGACAAAGAUGUUAUGUAAAAUCCUAAAGAAAAAUAAUGUUCGGGGGGGAAAGUUUUGGUGGAUUGUUCUACGGAUUACAGUACUUCAAAUGCACAUCGUGGAAUGGAAAUGUUGAUGAAAGUAGGUCUUCCAGUUUGGUCAAAAGAGUUGUAAAAAUAUUUUUCUUGACCCAGUUCAAGGAAAAAUUCGUCAGAAAGAUGCUUUUAUUGUUAUUCCAAAAUGUUUUAUAGUAGACCUAAAACUACUUUGCAAUAAUUUUGAUUGUCUUGUUGAACACUAGCACAUAGUCUAUAUGGAAAGAAACUUGCAUAUAAAUAUGUAUAUUUAUGGUUGACACAAAUGAAAACAGGGUUUUGCAUUUCCCCAGCUUUAAAUUCUAGGGAAAUAGUUUUUAUUUGGUCAAUAUUGUUUACUUUCUGAGCCUUUCAAGUUUGUUUGAAAUUGAGAUUAUAGAUAUAUAUUAUACACAAACUGUGCAAUUUUUUAAAAAGGACUUUUGUACUAAAAUGUACACUUUGCUUUUUUUGGGGUUUUUUUUUUUUUUAUUUGAAGAUGUAGACUUCCCUCAGGUGGCAGUUUUGGGUGCGUUUUGCACUUAUGCAAAAAGGACAAAUUAUUA
Messenger RNA from Syngnathoides biaculeatus (alligator pipefish), 2163 nucleotides. It is a transcript of the gene dazap1, whose product is annotated as DAZ associated protein 1. Gene Ontology annotation, molecular function: RNA binding. NCBI's taxonomy places the organism in Eukaryota, Metazoa, Chordata, Actinopteri, Syngnathiformes, Syngnathidae. Gene Ontology annotation, cellular component: cytoplasm. The record is from RefSeq and is a predicted model, not a curated record. Bases 237 to 1532 code for a protein of 431 amino acids. The transcript is spliced from 13 exons.